This is a messenger RNA of Selaginella moellendorffii, 1216 nucleotides long. Its product is annotated as protein XRI1. The transcript has 7 exons. The record is from RefSeq and is a predicted model, not a curated record. The coding region runs from base 368 to 1204 and encodes 278 amino acids. Gene Ontology annotation, biological process: male meiotic nuclear division; female meiotic nuclear division. NCBI's taxonomy places the organism in Eukaryota, Viridiplantae, Streptophyta, Lycopodiopsida, Selaginellales, Selaginellaceae.
CUGCCCAUUUCUUUCUUGAUCCACCGCCGGGGUUUUCGAUCGAUCGCCAAGAAGCGCUGCGGAGACGCGCAUUUCGACCCUCGGCGGUAAGAUUUGUGGCCGAUGCGUUUUGUUGCGAGGCAAGAAUCUUGCUUCCCUAGCUCGUCUUCCGUCCAUCGGCCAGAUGAGAAGAUUCGAGCUCCAAAAGCCGGAGAAAUGCUGUGAGGAGGCUCGGAUUUCGGGAUCUUUCUUCGAGAAUGCAGGUCGAGGGGAUGGAUUGGCCCUAGGAAGUGGGAGUGGUUUCACGUAGCAUAGAAUUUCUAGAAAGGGAGCUGUACAUACUAGUCUAGAUUAGCAUCCCAGUCUUUAGCACUCGAAUGCUUUGGCGAUGGCUCGCAGCGAUCCGGAUUGGGCUUCGUGGCACGAUGAUUCCUUCAAGCUGGAUGCCGAUUCUCCAUUGGCUAUUUCUCGAUCACUCUGGGAUGAGCUCUCGCAAAGUGAGGCGGAUUCGCGAACUUUGUUCGCCUCGACGCCUGCGGCGGACAUUACUGAGCCAUUUCUAUCAUCUUUGUCUCAUCCAGGCGGCUCUCAAAACCACUGUGAUGAGCAAGAUAGCCCUCGCCAGAAGAGGAGACGAAUGCUUUUCUUCUCGGGACUACAACCGCAGGAGGGCUCAUCAAUCCAAGACUACGAGAUCUCAGAGCGUGCUCAAGAAAACCCGUCUUGGUGCCAAGAGGAUUCUCUCGAAGAUAACCUGGAGCAGCCGAGUGAUUGCUGGAUGGAAACUUGCUUUAAUGACUCUGAUGAACACAAUAUGGAAGUUGUCCCUUGCAAAAAAAUCCAGGUGCCUUUGUGCCAUACUGCCAGUGAGAUCCCAAGUAAUUUACAGGAUAACUCCAACAGAGGCCCCGAGACACCAAUCUCGGGUAGAGGUAGAAAGAAACAUCGUGUGCAGGGUCGGCAGAAGCUGACGAGCCCCGUCGCGUAUCCAUUCGCUCUACUGAAACCGUGUGGCGCGACUGGCGAUAUAACGUUGAGCGAUUUAAACGAGAGAAUUCAGACCCCGAGAGCGAAACCCAUCGUGAGGCGGUUAAGUGGCGAGCUCGGUGAUUCGGAGUCCUCUCAGAGCCUGGGAGCAGGACUAUCUGGAAAAUCCGUCGUAGCUCUGACUAAGAUCCAUACCGAAGGGAACGGUUCAAUUACGAUAAUGCGAACUAAAGGAUGACUUCGUGACUCA